AUGGUUACAUGGAAUGUACGCACGUUACUUGACCGUAGCGCGUCUGACAGACCCGAACGUCGCACAGCACUGGUAGAUAGAGAACUUUAUAGGUACAGCGUUGAUAUUGCAGCACUGCAGGAAACCCGCUUGAAAGAACAGGGGCAAAUUAAAGAGCAAAAUUACACCUUCUUCUUGUCUGGCCACCAGAAAAAUGGCCCUAGCCAAGCGGGUGUAGCUCUUGCAAUUUCCAACAAGCUGCUAAGAAACCUACCAUCUCAACCGAAACCAAUCUCUCCCAGAUUGAUUCAACUUCGACUUGAUCUGGAUAUGCGGCGAUCGGCGACUGUCUUGAGCGCCUACGCACCGACAAUGACAAAUAAUUAUGAAACAAAGGAACAAUUUUACAGUCAACUGGCUGAAACAAUCCGAUCUGUCCAGAAAUCAGAUAAAAUUCUCAUUCUUGGGGACUUCAACGCACGUGUUGGAGGAGACUAUGUGACGUGGGACAGGGUGGUCGGCAAGUUUGGCCGUGGAAAAACCAACAGCAAUGGUGAAAUGCUGCUGUCGCUGUGCACUGAGUUUGAUCUUGCAGUAACUAAUGCUUACUUCAACAAUCCCGAUGGGUGGUACCACUCCUGGUGCCAUCCGCGUUCAAAACACUGGCACCUGCUCGACUAUGUGCUUACUCGAAGAGCGGACAUCAAGGACGUAUGCAGCACACGGGCACUGCGUGGUGCGGAUUGCCACACUGAUUAUCGAAUGAUUCGGACGAAGCUGAAACUGACUGUAGAUCCACCACGUCGGAAAACUGCACCAAAACCAACGAAACAUUUGAAUGUAGCGGCCCUUCGGGACCCAGAAGUGGCAAGAAAGCUAGCAAUCGGCAUGGACGCAAGCCUUAAUUGUGAACAGCCUGAAAACACCUCACCUGAAUUCCUUUGGCAUGACUUUAAAUCAAAAGUUUAUGACACUGCAUCUAAAGUGCUUAGCCAUCCUGAACGUCGCAAUGCUGACUGGUUCAACGUAAAUGAUGCUGAGAUACGUAAGUACUUCUUUAAACCAAAAGGAAGAUGUUCAACAAGACUCUACAUAAAGGAUGCACGCGGUCUGUAA
This is a messenger RNA of Anneissia japonica, 1095 nucleotides long. Its product is annotated as craniofacial development protein 2-like. Gene Ontology annotation, cellular component: nucleus. Gene Ontology annotation, biological process: chromatin remodeling. The transcript has a single exon. Gene Ontology annotation, molecular function: catalytic activity. The record is from RefSeq and is a predicted model, not a curated record. Bases 1 to 1095 code for a protein of 364 amino acids. NCBI's taxonomy places the organism in Eukaryota, Metazoa, Echinodermata, Crinoidea, Comatulida, Comatulidae.